AUGCAGUUUCCACAUCCUGACUCUCGAAUACUACCUUCUAAUAUUAAAUGUGUAAAUCCACCACUACACAACUCGAAAUCGGAUGAACAGGAAAAAAUAGUUGGAUCUCUUGUUGGUCUCGCCAUUGGUGAUGCACUGGGAGCUAGUGUUGAAUUUCGUCCUCGUCAAUAUCUUCUAGAUCAUCCUGUCAAUGAUAUGCAAGGUGGAGGCACAUGGGGUUUGGAUGCAGGACAAUGGACAGAUGAUACUUCUAUGGCAUUAUGUCUAGCAUCAUCAUUAAUCACACAGCAUCAAUAUAAUCCUUAUGAUCAAAUGGUUCGUUAUAAAUGGUGGUAUAAAAAAGGAUUUCUUUCAUCAACUGGACAAUGUUUUGAUAUCGGUAGUACUACUCGUUCUUCACUUGAAAAAUUUUGUGAACGACAGAAUAUCCUCAAGCAAUACUAUAAAAAUGCGAAGGAAGAAGUUAUUGAUAACUUGCCGUUAGAAGACGUUAGACGCGUACAGAAUUUUAAUGAAUGUUGUGGUGAAACAGGAGAAGCUGGAAACGGACCUCUAAUGCGUCUUGCUCCUGUACCACUCUUCUAUUUUAGACAGCCCGAUAUUGCUGUUCAGUUAGCUGGUGAGAGUGCUCGUCUUACUCAUGGUGACGUAAAAGCAGUUGAUGCUUGUCGUUAUUAUGCAGCUUUGAUUGUUGCUGCAAUUUCGGGCGAACCUAAAAAAGAUUUGUUACACGAACAAUUCUAUGAAAGCCAUCGAAAGUGGUUUGGAUCUGAACCACUUCACCCUGAUAUCGUACGUGUAGCUCAAGGAUCAUAUAAAAAACAAGGAGGUUAUAACGAGGGUAUUCGUGGUAAAAAUUAUAUUAUUAAUACAUUAGAAGCCGCUUUAUGGGCAUUUUGGUCUGAUGAGAACUCAUUUGAAAUUGGUGCUCUUAAUGCUGUUAAUCUCGGCGACGAUACAGAUACAACUGCUGCCGUUUAUGGUCAAUUAGCUGGUGCUUACUACGGUGCCUCAGCUAUUCUUCGUCAUUGGGGUAAAAAGCUCUACGCCGUAAAUUUACUUGUUUGUACUGCUGAGUGGCUUUAUUACGAAGGAAGCCGCAUUCAAAGUAAUAGAAAUCAACAACAACAGCAACAACAAAGAAUGCCGAACCCACAGUCAUCGACCCAUCAACAUUCAACAACAAUAAAACCAGUAGAACGAAUGGGUUAUAAUACUCAAAACACAAAAAAUACAAAACCAGAUCCGAGCAAGUUACCUGCUGCUGGCAUGCCUAGCGGUGGUUUUAAAUAUGAUUGA
Molecule: messenger RNA, 1299 nt
Organism: Adineta steineri
Lineage: Eukaryota; Metazoa; Rotifera; Eurotatoria; Adinetida; Adinetidae
Source: the annotation of a GenBank genome assembly